AUGGUAACUAAGUUUCAAAAUCGUGUGAUGAACAGUAAAUCUUCAGGAGAAAAUACGAAAUUAAGUUUCAAGGAGGAUUCAAUUCUUUCCUCGAAAAACUUCAGCUGUCCCACGGAUAAGAGUAUCGACAAUGUGAUAGAAAUUAGUAGCAGUAGUGUUGGUCUUAGUGGUGGUGUUGUUUCGACGAGUGGGAAGAAUGAGUUGUCAAUGAGUGCCAAUUGUCCAUCGGUUAGAAGGGCGGUAGCUGGAACGACAGCACUAUCGACUAAUCUGGGAAUUGGUGAAGGGGUUACUUGCAGUGGAGGAACGUGUUCGUUAUCGUCAUCGUCGUCGUCAUCAUCAUCGUCCUCAUCUUGUUCGAGUGUAUCUUUGUCUUUAGCCCAACACAACACCACCAACAUUAAUCUAGAGGAGAGGGGUAGAAGUGUAGAAAGGAGGGAAUGUCAUAAGUCGCAGCAGGUUAGCAAGACAUUCAACGCCAGGCUCAACGAUAACAUAAAAGUUGGCAAAGAUGACGAGAGGAAACUGCAAGCAG
Molecule: messenger RNA, 535 nt
Organism: Octopus sinensis (East Asian common octopus)
Lineage: Eukaryota; Metazoa; Mollusca; Cephalopoda; Octopoda; Octopodidae
Exons: 1
Source: RefSeq, a predicted model, not a curated record